Messenger RNA from Cheilinus undulatus (humphead wrasse), 1756 nucleotides. Its product is annotated as MAP kinase-activated protein kinase 2-like. The transcript has 10 exons. Gene Ontology annotation, biological process: intracellular signal transduction; response to cytokine; toll-like receptor signaling pathway. The record is from RefSeq and is a predicted model, not a curated record. NCBI's taxonomy places the organism in Eukaryota, Metazoa, Chordata, Actinopteri, Labriformes, Labridae. Gene Ontology annotation, molecular function: mitogen-activated protein kinase binding; ATP binding; calcium/calmodulin-dependent protein kinase activity. The coding region runs from base 323 to 1603 and encodes 426 amino acids. Gene Ontology annotation, cellular component: nucleus; cytoplasm.
UGCAGGAAGAGGCAGAUAAACGUGAUGAGGACCAGUCAGGGGUGCCAGAUUACUUUUAAGCCUUUUUUCAUCCUUGUAGUUAUUUAGUUUGACUUUCUGUCCGUCCACAUGAUUCUAGGAACCAGGCGGAGUCUUCUGAGGCUCCAUGUGUCAUAACGGUGCGAUUUUCAGACCUCCGCCCUUUUUGGAUAGACUGCAUAUCUCACUUUGCUCCAACAGUGCCCAAAGUGAGGCGAGAAGAAGAACGAAAGUCUAGUGGACCAGGAUGAUGUUUCCAGUGGCAGAGUCUGAAGUCCCAUGCUGGUGAUCUAAGGUGCACAAAAUGCAUCAUAACCAGGGGGAGCAGCCGGGAAAUCCAAUUACUGCGCAGCACGGGACAGCGCGCCACAGCAGCUCCAGCAGUCCGGGGAGCAGCCCGGGUAGCAGUCUGGUCAGUGGCCUCUCUGACCUCCAGCCUCCCCCCUACCCUUACCCGGAGUUUAAGAGAAACGCAGUGACUGAUGACUAUAAAAUCACAGCGCAGGUUCUCGGCUUGGGCAUCAAUGGCAAAGUGCUGGAGUGUUUCUGCAAGACAACAGGAGAGAAGUGUGCACUCAAGAUCCUGUUUGACACCCCUAAAGCCCGACGGGAGGUGGAGCUGCACUGGCGAGUUUCUGGAGGCCCCCACAUUGUCCGAAUCCUCAGCCUGUAUGAGAACAUGCACCAGGGGAAGAAAUGUCUCCUCGUUAUUAUGGAGUGUAUGGAGGGAGGGGAGCUGUUCAGCCGCAUCCAGUCCCGAGGGGACCAGGCCUUCACAGAGAGAGAGGCGUCGGAGAUCAUGCACGACAUCGGCACAGCUAUAGAGUACCUGCAUCACAUGGACAUCGCUCACAGGGACGUAAAGCCUGAAAACCUGCUCUACACCACCAAAGACAGUAACGCUACUCUGAAGCUGACUGACUUUGGUUUUGCUAAGGAGACUACACUGUACAACUCCUUGCAGACUCCCUGUUACACUCCUUAUUAUGUGGCCCCAGAGGUGCUUGGACCAGAGAAAUAUGACAAGUCAUGUGACAUGUGGUCUCUGGGUGUUAUCAUGUAUAUUCUUCUGUGUGGGUUUCCUCCAUUCUACUCAAACACGGGUCAGGCCAUCUCUCCGGGCAUGAAGCAGAGGAUCAGGCUGGGCCAGUAUGAGUUCCCAAACCCUGAGUGGGCUGAUGUCUCCGAGGAAGCCAAACAGCUCAUCAUUCAGCUUCUGAAGACAGACCCCAAUGAGAGGAUGACCAUUGGACAGUUUGUGAACCAUCCCUGGAUCAGUCAGUCCAUGGUGGUUCCUCCGACGCCCCUGCACACCUCUCGGGUUUUGACAGAAGAUAAAGAGCUGUGGGAUGAUGUGAAGGAGGAAAUGACCAGUGCUCUGGCCACCAUGCGAGUUGACUAUGACCAAGUGAAGAUCAAAGACCUGGACCUGUCCAACAAUCCUCUCCUUAACAAGAGGAGGAAGAAGCCCACGUCUGGAGGAGAAGAAACAGGAGGAGACGGUGAUGCAGGAGACAGAGGAGUGUUGUCUAAUAGCCACAGAGAAGUCACAUUUUCUGAAGAGCAUGGAGAAAUGAUCAUUUGACACAAGUAGUAUAAACAUAUGAGCAAAAGUUUCCCAUUCACAUAUCACUUACUGCAAUUUACCCAUGUUUCAUCUUAUUUUGUAUCGCUGCACUUGAGUCUUGCAUAAAGCAUUAGUUAUUUUGAUUGAUGACACCCUGACAUUUAAAUAAAU